Molecule: messenger RNA, 610 nt
Organism: Orussus abietinus
Lineage: Eukaryota; Metazoa; Arthropoda; Insecta; Hymenoptera; Orussidae
Product: neuronal calcium sensor 2
Exons: 2
Coding region: 13-348 (111 amino acids)
Molecular function (GO): calcium ion binding
Source: RefSeq, a predicted model, not a curated record
GAAGCUUCCAAAAUGGGCUGUUUCGGGAGUAAGGACAAGCUGAGUAAGGAAGACAUGGACUUCCUCAAGUCACACACGAGAUACGACGAAGCUACCAUCAAGGAGUGGUACAAAGGGUUCAAACAAGACUGUCCAAACGGCAGACUAACGCCGGCAAAGUUUGUCGACAUGUACAAAAUGUUUUUUCCCUCUGGCAAUGCGGAGGAAUUCUGCGACCACGUAUUCCGCACAUUCGACAUGGACAAGAAUGGAUACAUCGACUUUAAGGUAAGAGUUCUUUUACCGACAUUUCGAGAGGAAUGGCGGAUCUUCAGACAUUUUGACAGUGGACUCAACGGGCGGAUAUAGUGCACGGUUUUGUCGAGAUAAUAAACGAUACAUCUUCCAUCACGACAUGGAGCUCGAUAAAGAGCUGCGACAUACCUCGACAGAUAUCGUUUCACGGUAAAAUGUUCGAUUGCUCGGAAGAUGAGAAUUGAACUGGUGCAAAAAUAUCUCGACAGCCCUGUUUGACAAUAAACUUAGUACAAAAUAAUUGCACAAAUGUAUUUCACUAUAGCAUCGUUGGGGUUUUUUUUCUAUACGAUUGCAACAACCCUCUUUAAAAAAC